UUACCAAUCAGGCUCUCUACUUUGAGGCAUCCGGAGUAAUGUCAUAUGAAACUGCUGUAAAAAUCGAUCUUUCAAGAGCAGAUGCUGAUCAAGUUAAACCAACCUCAACUGGGCCAUGGGGUGCUCCCUUGUUUGACAAAGCAAUAGCAUACGAGACGUCUGAAUUAUCAGAACCCUUGGUGAUAGAGUUCCCUGAGAUGACUAGUUCCACUAGACGUGACCACUGGCUUACUCUAAUAAAAGAAGUCAUCUUGCUCCACCGCUUCAUAUUGAAAUUUGAUAUUCAAAACCCUAUACAGGCAUGGGAGAUCCAUGCUAGAAGCAUUUUGGGGAUCUUCAGGCUUCAUGCAGCUCGGGAAUUAACGAGAAUAUCAUCACCGUCUCCUGCAAACUUUUUGAUUUUUUUGCUCUACGAGGAACUACCAAAGGGGGACUACGUUUUGACAGAAUUAGCCAAUACUAUAAAGCAGAAAACUAGCCUAAGGCCAUGUAGUGCAAAUUCCAUAUUAAAGGGCUUAAACAUCUACCAUGUCGAUUCCUUUUCCAUGGAAAGAAGUCCUGAAGAAAACAUGAACAAUCAAACAGAUUCUCUAAUGUCUCUUGGGCCAACCAUCAAUCAAGUAAGGGAGGAAGCGAAGGAGGUUAGCGUAGCAAAAGCUACUGUCGAACAGAUGAAAGGAGGAGGAAUUGCGGAUAGUCUUCUUGUUCUAGUUGUGCUUAUGAGUUCAGUCAAAAAUGUGCUUCCUCGGUUACAAGCGGUUCUGUCAUUGGAAAGACCGAUGGUCACACUAUUCAUACGCUCCGUGAUUUUGAUUGUCAUAUACAAGGAAAUGGUUGGAUUUGCAGUUGCACUGAUUGCACUAUUAAUAGUUGCAGCGAUACUUUGGGCCAGAGUGAAUAGAAUUGGAGAAAGAUGCCGAGAGAUUGUUGUGAACACCACCUCUGACCAAACAAUGAUGGAAAGCAUCGUUGCAGCAGAACACAGUCUGAAUAACUUGCAUGAGCUCGUUAAGAAAACUAAUAUCAUGAUUUUGAGAAUAUUCUCGAUAAUAAUCGGAAAGGCUCCAAAGCAAGCCAAUGCUGUGAUGUGGGCGAUGAUUGCAGUAGCAGUUCUGUUGGUGGUAAUUCAGUUCAAGUAUAUUGUUAUGGGGCUAACUUUGUACUCGUUCAUAGCUGUUUCAAGGAUCGCAAAGCACAUGCUGAAUGAACAGGGGAAUCGUAGGUUGAAAGAGUGGUGGGAGUCGAUCCCUGUCAUUCCGGUUCGAACAGAAAAAGAUUCAAGGUCGGACUUCAAUUGCUGGCAAAAUGGUAAUUUCUCUGUACUUCUUUACUUCUCUUUCUGCAUGCUCAUUCAAUCACUGCAGUAUCGAGUCAGUGGUUUAACAGUUUUCUCAUCUUCAUUGAUUUUACUCAUGGGCGGAAGAUGUCUUAUGCAAAUAAUGCUUGUUGUGCUACCUAUACAAAAUCCUGUUGAAGUUGACAUUCAAUCGAUGCCGACUGGUCUAAACUUACAAAAACUGACAAAAGUCCCUGACAGUAGUACUACUAUUAAUACCGACCCUUCUAGUGUCAUCGUGUACUAG
Molecule: messenger RNA, 1583 nt
Organism: Zingiber officinale
Lineage: Eukaryota; Viridiplantae; Streptophyta; Magnoliopsida; Zingiberales; Zingiberaceae
Exons: 8
Coding region: 39-1583 (514 amino acids)
Source: RefSeq, a predicted model, not a curated record